Messenger RNA from Dermacentor silvarum, 1419 nucleotides. RefSeq names its product endothelin-converting enzyme 2-like. Gene Ontology annotation, molecular function: metalloendopeptidase activity. Lineage: Eukaryota; Metazoa; Arthropoda; Arachnida; Ixodida; Ixodidae. The coding region runs from base 30 to 1280 and encodes 416 amino acids. Gene Ontology annotation, biological process: protein processing. The transcript has a single exon. Gene Ontology annotation, cellular component: plasma membrane. The record is from RefSeq and is a predicted model, not a curated record.
UUCCUAUCGACCUGGGCCUGGACGACGAGAUGUUCCUCAUGAAUCGCCGGCUGCUCCAGCUUCUCGCGUGGCUCGUCGCAGGCUUUGAUGACCCCGCUGCGUUACUCUCGUACGUCACGUGGCACGUGGCGCGGCAUCUCGCGCCCAUGACGUCGUACCCGCUGUCGCACGCCCAGUUCGCCGACACUUCCAGUGAGCUGGGUUCUCGGAGCGCCUACACCGCCACGCUGGGCUACAUGAUUGGCCGCUGUUACGUGGACGCCGACUCCAGGAUGCCGUUCGCCUUCGCGCGUGUCUUCACGCAGCGCUGGCUGCCCCCGCAGACGGUGCAGAACGUGAGUGCCAUGCUGUCUCGCAUCCGGGCAAUGGCGAACGCCACAAUGGCCGCCGUGUCCUGGAUGGACGAGGAGACCAAGCGAGCUGCGUUCGAGAAACUGGCCACGUUGCGCUCCAUCGUCGGCAGUCCCGAGGGCAUGUCCUCGGACAGUGCCCUCUGGUCGCUGUACCCGUACGUGCCCGAUUUGAGCGGCUCGUACCUGCAGAUGGUUCUAUCGUUGCACGUCGCGGAGCUGCGUUACGCCAAGAGCUUCCUGCGCUCCGCUAACGGCUCAGAAGCAUCGUCUGGCGAACGGGUCAACGUGCCGCUGACUCUGGUCAACGCCUUCUACCUGCCCGUGUACCACGUGGUGGUCAUACCAGCGGCCAUCCUGUACCCGCCCUUCUACAUCACCUCGCACCCGGCAUCGUACAACUACGGCAGCCUCGGCCACGUGUUGGGCCACGAGCUGACGCACGCGUUCGAUCCGGACAUGGGUCUCUACGGCCGCGACGGACUGCGCCACGACUGGUGGACUCCGGCGUCGCGCAGAAUGUUCGAAGCGAAGCUGGCCUGCCUGCGCAGGCUGUACAACGAGAUCCCCUGGUCCGGGGGCGUCAACUUCGGCGACCACGCGCUGUCCGAGAACUUCGCCGACAGCGGUGGCGUGCUCAAGGCGUACCGGGCUUUCAAGGCUGCGCCCAAGGUGGUCGUGGGGAACCAGCGUGGCGAAGACGAGGCGGCUGCGUCGCGGGCGCUAUCCCGGUUCAGCGCCGAGCAGCUGUUUUUUGUCAGCAGCUGCUUCAAGUGGUGCUCCCGGGACGAGAAGCAGAGCCCCGGCUGGUACUCGCCUCCGCGCAUGCGCUGCAAUGUUCCCCUGCUCAACAUGCCCGAGUUCGCCGAGGCGUUUGAGUGCGGCGCGGGAAAGACGAUGAACCCGGCGACUCGUUGCGACUUUAUGUGACCGUCGCGCUUUCCGAAGCCAUCGCUUUCGCUCCGCAUGUCUCUCGUGCGCCUUUUUAUAGUUCGCAACGGACAGAACCUUAAUGUGUAUUUUUUUCUUCACCCUAAUCGCGCAAAAUUGGAAAAGAAAUAGAAAUCGA